Messenger RNA from Mycotypha africana, 2304 nucleotides. Its product is annotated as OPT family small oligopeptide transporter. Gene Ontology annotation, biological process: transmembrane transport. NCBI's taxonomy places the organism in Eukaryota, Fungi, Mucoromycota, Mucoromycetes, Mucorales, Mycotyphaceae. The record is from RefSeq and is a predicted model, not a curated record. The coding region runs from base 1 to 2304 and encodes 767 amino acids. Gene Ontology annotation, molecular function: oligopeptide transmembrane transporter activity. The transcript has 8 exons.
AUGCAAGCGGAAGGCGAUGGAUACCGCAAUGAAGGGUCAAAAAUCAACAAACAAACAGACAUAACAAAUGGCGACAAUCUUUCAACUUUCAGUGCUGCAAACGAAAAGCAACUUGAAGUUGUUGAAAAUGUGAACACAUAUGAAGAUGAAGACAUUGAUAUACAAGUCGUGAACGAGUUAGCAUUGAACAAAGACGAUAGAACAUUACCCUGUUUUACAUUGCGAGUGUUCGUAACCGGAAUUGCUCUAGCUUCAUUAAGUUCUUCAGUUUAUCAACUGAUGGUAUUUAAGCCUGUAGGAAUACCGCUCACAAACACAUUUAUGCUCAUGAUUGCUUAUGUAUUUUGCAAUGCAUGGGCAAAGUAUUUACCUAGUGGUGGCUGGCUUAAUCCUGGUACUUUCAAUGUAAAAGAACAUACCUGUAUUUAUGUGAUUGUCUCCUCAGCAAAUGCGUCUGCCUAUGCAACUCAUAUAUUAGCAGCUCAAAGCCUCUAUUAUAACGACGUUCCUGGGCCGGUUGGUUCAAUUUUUCUUCUGCUAGCCACACAAAUGGUUGGAUAUGGUAUUGCAGGACAAUUACGCACCUUUCUCGUCUAUCCUGCCAACAUGAUUUGGCCAACUUCUUUGCCAACUGUAUCACUAUUGCAAACAUUAAACUCAAAACAAGAUGAAGCCCGCUGGAGAACCCGUUUCUUUUUUAUAGUAUUUGCAGCUACGUUUAUUUACGAGUUUAUACCGCAGUACAUGAUGCCCAUGCUGGGAGGGAUUUCCAUCCUCUGCCUUGCUAAACCUGAAUCAGUAUGGAUCCAACGUCUAUUUGGUGGGCUCUCAGUCAAUGAAGGGCUAGGCAUGCUACAGCUUAGUUUCGACUGGAAUUAUUUGUCCAAUCUAAGCCCGUUAGUACUGCCGUUGUGGGUGCAGAUGAAUAUUUAUGUAGGUAUUGCUGUUUUGUGGAUUAUUGCUCCUUUAAUCUAUUAUUACGAUGUAUGGCAGGCACAGAGUUUCCCGUUUUUGUCCAAUUCUAUCUUUCAGCUACUGCCUAAUGGUACCUCGACUAUAUACCCUCAGAAAUAUGUGUUGGGAAAAGACAAUGCUUUAAAUCAGACCGCAUUGGAAGAAGUAGGCAUGCCUUAUUUUCCUGCAGUAACAGCAUUGCAAUAUAUAUUCAUCAACUUUGCUGUAACUGCAUCGGUUGCUCAUAUCGCUCUCUUUUAUGGAAGGGAUAUUUGGCAGAACGUGAAACAAGCAUAUCAACAGCGGAAAAUUCGCCUGCAAAAUAGUGGCAGUAGUACCGAGAACACAGAAGCAGCCAACUUAGCUGAGGAUCCCCAUAUGCAAAUGAUGUCAUUUUAUAAAGAGGUACCAACCUGGUGGUAUUAUGUAGUUUACUUUGGCGGCAUUGGGAUGAAUAUAGCUGUUGCCUAUGCUAAUAAGAGUCAAUUGCCUUGGUGGGCGGUCGUUCUUGCCAUAGUGAUGUCCACUAUAUUAUCAUUACCUUUGAAUAUGAUUACAGCAAUCACAGGCUCAGGAUUCGGUCUAAAUGUGUUUGCAGAAAUGAUUUGCGGUUUUGUCCUUCCAGGCUUACCAAUUGCAAACAUGUAUUUCAAAACCUUGGGUUAUAAUACUUUAAACCAAGCCGGAAAUAUGGCAAGUGAUUUGAAGAUCGGUCAUUAUUUAAAAGUGCCCCCGCGAGCCAUUUUCUUGAAUCAAAUGUUAGGCACGUUUAUAGGAUGCAUUUUCAAUUAUAUCGUUAAUCACAGUGUGGUCAAUUCUCAAAGAGAUGUAUUGCUCAAUCCGAUAGGAAAUAAUAUUUGGAACGGCUCCUCUCCGCAGACCAUCAACUCGGCUGCUAUUACAUGGGGUGCAAUUGGCCCUUUAAAUAUGUUUGGACCUAACUCAAGAUAUUUUAUUGUUCUUUGGGCAUUUCUGGUUGGCUUCUUACUACCUAUACCUGGAUGGCUUCUCCAUCGCCAAUUUCCAAAGGUUGGAUUCAAGUAUAUCAACACACCCAUGAUCCUUGUUGGCCUCACAAUUGUUCCAGGUGCUGCUACUAGUUGGAUUACCGUUUCGUUUAUCAUUAUCUUGACCUCGCAACUUUAUAUGAAAAGAUAUCACAGAAACUGGUUUGUGAAAUACAACUAUCUCAUAUCGACCGCAUUGGAUUCAGGUACUUCUUUGAUGGUAUUUAUCAUCGCUAUGGCCCUUUAUGGAGGGGUGAGCGGUGUAAACCUUCCUUUUCCGUCAUGGUGGGGCAACAGAACAGACUUGAAGUACAUGGACCAAUGUUGCGCCUCUUGCAAAUAA